AUGGCGUCUGAGGACGAGUCGCAGGCUCUCGAUAAUCACCAUGACGAAAAGGAUUGGGAGGCGCAAAAGGAGAACUUCCGGAUCUGUUACAUUGACCACAACAUGACGAGAAAGGGCGCCGCACAGUACAUGAAAGAACACUUUAAUUUCGAUGCGACUCCGCGCCAAUGGGAGCGCAAAAUCAAGCAAUGGGGAUUUGCAAAGUAUUCGAGCCGAGACGAACGACUGCAGCAAAUUGCGGCUUCGGGCAAAUCCGUCUACGAUUUCAGUCGUCCCGGUCGAAGACCCCGGCCUCAUGGAGCCGAGCAUGGCAAUCUCCAUCCCCAUGAAGACCGAAACCUACGUCGCUUUGCUCGUCGGGAAGUCAGCCGGUCGAGAUCCCGGUCGAGAUCUGACUCCUUCAGCCGUCAACAACGGCCUCAUCUCAAGGACGAGUUUCAGGACGAGUCUUCCCUUGCCGUCACGGAUCCAACCUUCAACCUCAACAUUCCGAGCCCAGGACUGCUGCACCCACCGGGCCAUGGUGGUUUCAUUGUGGCCGCGACGCCAGCAGACGAAGGGCCAGAGUCAGGAGUUCCAUUAAAUUAUAUCCCCGCGCAAAAACCCCCCGGCCUGGGUGAGCCUGACGACCGCAGCCUUCUUCUGUCUGUCGAUCACAAGGAAUGGUCUCAGGCGGCCCUCGGGGACGUGUCAAAACAAUUCGAUAUGCCGGGCGAACAAGAACAGUUCCCCAGCUUCCCGGACGAUCUGACGCCGACGCACGCACCCACGGGCAGAGGGCCACACCGUCCUCCAAUACAAUAUUCACUCGAUGCGAACAACCCGUCCCUCGGAUUUACGAUGACCGACCAGUCGAUGCACGCACCGGCAGGGUUCCCCCAGUACGCCGUUUCCGGGGACGGCAUGGGGAUUGACCCCAGCAUGUUGAACGAAAAUAUGAUCGGUGAACAACAGAUGUUCGACAAUACCUCGCCAAUGCCACAAGGCCCAAAUGCGCUGAAUCAGCCCCAUUUUGACAAUCACCCGAUCUUUCGAUUUGAUUUGAUCGACAAUGAUUCAGCACCGGCUCUUCCACCACCUGAGGAACCGACUUUUCACGAUCUGGGCAACGUGCCCGAAACAGUUCCCGACCCGUUGAUCGGUAAUGAGGGCCCGUUACAGAAUGAUGUGGCGCCGUUAGUGGAGGAGUAUACCAGAGCCGUUCACGAUGCGGCGCUAUGGUGCUUGAGCAAUCAUCAUUAUGGCGAUGGACUGGGGGACAAACUCGCGGCAGAUCUCGACCCGCCUGGACAAGUCUUCAUGGCCAAAAUGGCGGUGGUCUUGGAUAACUUUACCAAAUCACAGCAAAGGGCUGUUCAGAGCAUGAAGGACACUUGCAGCAAACUUCGCCAGAAGAAUGCCAUGCUGGAAAAUAUUAUCAAUAACAGCAGUCGAAUUCCUCCCGACCCAACAUCAGAUCCGCCGCCUCAUCGAUCGUCGCUUCCGGUGCAACCCCCCGUCUACGAUGGCAUGUUCUCGUCGAACUUCUGA
This is a messenger RNA of Rhinocladiella mackenziei CBS 650.93, 1530 nucleotides long. RefSeq lists its product as uncharacterized. The transcript is spliced from 3 exons. The record is from RefSeq and is a predicted model, not a curated record. Lineage: Eukaryota; Fungi; Ascomycota; Eurotiomycetes; Chaetothyriales; Herpotrichiellaceae. Bases 1 to 1530 code for a protein of 509 amino acids.